ACUCCACUCAUCGACUUUAACCAAACCAAACCUUUGGUAGCGUAAUUCAGUCUGCCAAUGGCUUCUCAACAAGUCAAAGAAAGUCUGGGCACUCUGAACAAGGACUCCUUCGUUGCCCUCCUCACCAAUCUCAUUGGAGAGUCCAAGUUUGUCCAAAACAACCCUCCAGAGUUGAUCCCUCAAGAGGACAGAGUGGUCAAACAUGUGCUCGAUGUUCUUCUUCCUUAUAGCACGGUCAAUGGAGGACCCUUGCUUGUUAACCACGUCACAUAUUCUCCCGGUAGAGGAAAUCUUAUUGUUGAGUAUCCUGGAACUGAGCUCGGGAAGAUCUUGUCUUUUGUUGGCAUGCACAUGGAUGUUGUCACUGCUAAUCCUAAUGACUGGGAAUUUGAUCCUUUUACAUUGAGCAUUGAUGGGGAAAAGCUUCGUGGCCGUGGUACUACUGAUUGUUUGGGACAUGUUGCCCUUGUGACUGAGCUAAUGAAGAGGCUGGGGGAGACUAAGCCGAAAUUGAAGUCAACUGUGGUGGCAGUUUUUAUAGCUAAUGAGGAGAACUCUGCCAUAACAGGGGUUGGUGUCGAUGCACUUGUGAAAGAUCGACUUCUUCAUAAGUUGAAGGGAGGUCCUCUUUACUGGAUUGACACAGCAGAUAAACAGCUUUGCAUUGGUACUGGAGGUAUGAUACCCUGGAAACUUCAUGUGACUGGGAAGCUUUUUCACAGUGGUCUACCUCAUAAGGCUAUAAAUCCCUUGGAGCUAGCCAUGGAGGCUCUAAAAGAAAUCCAAACACGAUUUUACAGAGAUUUUUCACCUCACCCAAAGGAGCAGGACUAUGGGUUUGCAACACCUUCAACCAUGAAACCAACCCAAUGGCAUUAUCCAGGAGGUGGUAUCAAUCAAAUUCCUUUUGAGUGUACAGUAUCAGGAGAUGUCAGGUUC
Messenger RNA from Mangifera indica (mango), 939 nucleotides. Its product is annotated as acetylornithine deacetylase-like. The record is from RefSeq and is a predicted model, not a curated record. NCBI's taxonomy places the organism in Eukaryota, Viridiplantae, Streptophyta, Magnoliopsida, Sapindales, Anacardiaceae. The transcript has 5 exons. The annotation marks the transcript as partial. Gene Ontology annotation, molecular function: hydrolase activity.